AUGAAAGAGCAUGGACAGGUCAAUAGAGUUUCCAGAGUGAACCAAUCGGAAUUCAUGAUAGUAAUUGCUUGUGGCCAUGAAGUGAAAACUGGGCUGAAACCAAGAUUAGCAACGGAUGAGAUGCUAAGAUCCUUGACCAAUCCAAAUUUAUUGGAUAUCUGGUUCCAGAACAAGUGUUCAUCCGUUGAUCCAUUAAGGCGAAUAGUGAGCGUCUUGAAUUUCACUUGUUGCUCGAACAACUCAGAAAUUACCGUACGUCUUUAUGGUUUUGUACAUUGGUACAAUACGCCGUCCAAAAAGCUGGAUUGUUGGAUUGUCAAUCUUUCUAUCGAUAUGAAUACCAAUUUGGAACCAAUCUUUGAAAUCCUCAGGGUACACUUGGAUUCUUUCGAUCGUCAUGUCCAGAUGCACAUGAACUUUUUGAGAGUACAAACGAGCAUUAUUGAAUCGAGCCAAGGUUUUCUUCGAGCAGAGGGAGAGCUGGAUUCUGGAAUUACGGGAAGAAUUAGUCAGGAGUGCCUGUGUUUCGUGGCGAGACCACAGCUAGUCUAUGGGAAGAAUAACGGAUUGAUCGACCCUAGUCUCCAUUGCGCACACAGUCGCUCCGUUGUUUUCCUUGUGGUCUCGCCACGAAACGCAGGCACUCCUUCAACCGCAGAUUCUAUUUACACAUCUCAUUACUCCCUAUCGUUUUUCCUCAUUUCAUCCCCACCCGUCUCUGUCGAUGCCUCCCCUCCCCUCCUUCGUCUUCCCCGAUUGGUACUGUUCGAAGUAUUCAAAUCAUUGAGUAUAGGAGAGAAAAUCAAGCUCUCCAUCUGCUCCAAGAAAAUCUCCACUCAAAUCAAUAAUGCUCGUUUGUACUCUCAAAAAGUAAUAGUUGAUCUGGACUGCUUAUACCACAAUAUCAGAGUUUACUCUGAAAAUAGCAAAGAAAGAUUUUAUAUCUUCAAUAGCUCCGACACCGGAACAAACAUCGCUCCGGAUUGGCAACCGUAUCGAAUUGAAGGGCGUACUGUACCUGUGAUCUUCUGCUUCAAUAGCAUCCAAAUAUUUUGGAAGAAUCAUCAAGAAGGAUUUCUAUCUGUUGUUCGGUAUCUCUUGAAGAUAUUUCAAUGCAAGAUUUCAACUGAUAUCAGUGAUUUAUAUCAACCAAUAACUUUUGAACUGUUUGAACUACAACUGGAAUUCAAGACGCUUACUAUUCGCCCUAAUGGAUCAAAAAAUCAAAAUUUGUUAUGGAACAAGAUUUUCAGUAAAUUUGGAUUGGUUGAGGAUCUUAAUAUCUCAUAUAUUGUUGAUCCUGUUUCCAGACCAGUUUUCACUUCAUGGCCACAAAACAUUGAUAUCAGUAAUUCCUAUUGGUUCGCUUUGGAAUCUCUUUUGGUGUGCACUUGCACUAGAAUUUCACUCUUGAAUUCACAUUUGGAAAACAAGGAUUUGGAUGAGAUACUCAAGAAUUGGAAGGCUGGAGGAUUUCCGAAUCUAAAAUGUUUGAAAAUAUGUCGUCGAUUUAUUACAAAUAAUGGAACGAAGAUUUUGGGAUUGAAUUUCAGGGACUUAGAAGGAAUGGUUAUCCAAACUGAUGAUGGAUCAAGGAAUGCAACUAUUACAAUUGGCUCCUUCAUGAACUUCCACCGCAUUAAAAUUUCUAUAACUGCAUCUGAAUAA
Caenorhabditis remanei is the source of this 1668-nucleotide messenger RNA. RefSeq lists its product as uncharacterized. Gene Ontology annotation, molecular function: protein binding. The record is from RefSeq and is a predicted model, not a curated record. The transcript has 4 exons. Gene Ontology annotation, biological process: embryo development. Lineage: Eukaryota; Metazoa; Nematoda; Chromadorea; Rhabditida; Rhabditidae. Bases 1 to 1668 code for a protein of 555 amino acids.